Molecule: messenger RNA, 3663 nt
Organism: Drosophila ananassae
Lineage: Eukaryota; Metazoa; Arthropoda; Insecta; Diptera; Drosophilidae
Product: solute carrier family 12 member 9
Exons: 7
Coding region: 112-2907 (931 amino acids)
Biological process (GO): cell volume homeostasis; chloride transmembrane transport; chloride ion homeostasis
Cellular component (GO): membrane
Molecular function (GO): potassium:chloride symporter activity
Source: RefSeq, a predicted model, not a curated record
UUUAUCGAAGAGUGGUAACACCAGAAGCAGCUGGAGGAAAGCUUUGUUUUCUUUGUGAUUAAAGUUUAAAACAGUUUUAAAACCCUGACUGACCGCAACACUCACAUCGAGAUGAGCGUGGCCACGGACCAGGAGACGGCGCCCAUCGCCAACUCGCGGAAUGGUCGCACGGGCAGCGUUUUCCGGAGCUUCGGGUCGCUCUUUGGCGGCAGCCAAAACAGCGGAGAUCAACAGCCGGGCGACGGAUAUGUGGAGUUCGGGAUGCAGAAUCCUGAGCGGAGCGGCCGGACGCUGGGCACCUUUGCCGGGGUCUUCAGCCCCGUGGCACUGUCCAUGUUCAGCGCCCUGGUUUUCAUCCGAGUCGGCUACAUAGUCGGAAAUGCGGGUCUGUACGUCACGCUGCUGCAGUUCGUCAUAGCGUACGCAAUUCUGCUCUUCACGGUGGCCUCCGUCUGUGCGAUUUCGACCAAUGGAGCCAUCGAAGGAGGAGGCGUCUACUUCAUGAUAAGCCGCACUCUUGGCUUGGAAUUUGGCGGCUCAAUCGGAACAUUGUUCUUCUUCGCCAAUGUGGUGGGAUCUGCCAUGGCCAUCUCCGGAUGCACUGAAGGCAUCCUGGACAACUUUGGGGCAAACGGAUACUUUGGUAGCUACUUGAAGGACGGGCCGUGGUGGUGCUUCCUCAUCAGCAGCCUGCUGAACACCCUCCAGUUGCUGGUCUGCUUGGUGGGGGCGGCCCUCUUCGCCAAGACGUCAGUAAUUAUUUUGGCCAUUGUGACUGUGUGUCUCUUCGUCACGUAUGUCAGUUUCCUGGCCGUAGGCGCCAGCAAUGAUACGAUAGCGGUUCCCUUGAGUAACAACCUUUCCAAAACGGUGCACUUCCUCAACUAUACGGGCCUCAACGCCAAUACGCUGCGGGACAACCUGGGAGAGCACUACGGAACCGAUUACACCUCCAAUGGCAAGCAGGUGGACUUCUCAACCACCUUCGGUGUGCUGUUCGCCGGAGUAACGGGCAUCAUGGCCGGGGCGAACAUGUCCGGGGACCUGAAGAACCCGGCGAAGAGCAUUCCGUGCGGCACCUUGUCCGCGGUGGCCUUCACGUUCGUCUCCUACGUCAUCCUCUCGUUCCUCAUGUGCUGCACCACGCCCUACUUCACGAUGCAGAACAACUACCUGUUCCUGCUGCCGGUGAACGUCUGGCCGCCAUUCACCGCCAUCGGAAUCCUGACGGCCACCUUCUCCACCAGCCUGAGCAAUCUGAUCGGCUCCAGUAGGGUCUUGGAGGCCUUGUCGAAGGACCAAGUUUUCGGAAACCUGCUCAACUUUGUGCUGCGCGGGACGUGGAAGGGAAACCCCAUUGCCGCCGUGGUGACGAGCUGGUGCCUCGUGGAGUGCAUCCUGCUGAUAGGAUCCUUCAACAUCAUCGCGCAGAUCAACUCGGUGCUGUUCAUGCUCGCCUAUUUGGCCACCAACCUGGCCUGCCUGGGCAUCGAGAUGACGGGAGCGCCCAACUUCAGGCCGCUGUUCAAGUACUUCACCUGGCACACGUGCCUCAUCGGACUCCUGGGCACGCUGGUGAUGAUGUUCGUGAUCAACCCCAUUUACGCCUCCAUCUGCAUAAUCCUGUGCCUCAUCCUGGUGAUUGCUCUGCAUCUGUUCUCGCCCGCCACUCAGGCCGCCCAGUGGGGAUCCAUUUCCCAGGCCCUGAUGUUCCAUCAGGUCCGCAAGUACCUUCUGAUGCUGGAUCCGCGCAAGGACCACGUCAAGUUUUGGCGACCCCAGAUCCUGCUGUUGGUCUCCUCGCCGCGAUCCUGCUGUCCGCUGGUGGACUUUGUCAACGAUUUGAAGAAGAGCGGUCUCUACAUCAUCGGCCACGUGAAACUGGGCGACUUCAAGGACGUCCAGGACUUCGAAAACAACCAGCAGUGGUGGUCUUUCUUGGACCACAUGCGUGUCAAGGCAUUCACGGAGGUCACAGUGAGCCGGAGCAUCCGCGAGGGAGUCCAGCAUUUGAUUCGCCUGUCGGGCAUUGGAGCCAUGAAGCCAAACACGAUCAUUUUGGGAUUCUACGACAGCGAAGCGCCGCGGGAUUUCUUCCAAAACGGUUCCUCCCCCUAUAAAACGGACGACUUCAACAGCGGGGAGAUCCAGAACUUUCCCAUCCGCCGCGAUGGGGAUCCCAAGCACUUCCAAGUGGAGGAGUAUGUGCAGAUUCUCUGCGAUACCCUGCGGAUGAAGAAGAACCUCUGCCUGUGCAGGAACUUUCAGCGACUGGACAAGAACUUUAUUGCCCAGAGCAACCACGUGAAGUACAUCGAUGUGUGGCCCAUCAAUGUUUUCAACCCCACGCUGGGGGAUCCCUUCGAUAUGGUGUCCCUGUUCAUGAUGCAGCUGGCAGUGAUAAUGCUGGCCAAGUGGAAGCACUUGCGAGUGAGGAUUUUCCUGUGCGAGACGAACGAACAGCGAGCAGUGGGCACCUUUGAUUCUCAGGCCCCGCAAAUGGAGAUCUUCUCCAAGCAGAAGCUGGAGCAGUCUCUCAAGGAGCUGCGCAUCUCGGCCCACAUUGUGGAGAUCCAGGAGUGGAGCCACGACACCGACUUCAGCCGCCGCGCCCGCACCCUGAGGCAGUACACUGGCCAGGCGGACAACGUGAUGUUGGAAGACGACGACGAGGAGUCCCUGAACCGCUCGCUGCUCUACAUGCAGCGUGCCAAUCAAAUUAUCCGGGAGCGCUCAGACCAGACGGCCCUGUCGUUUAUCUAUUUGGCCGCUCCGCCGAAGCUGGCCACUCCGGACUUCGCUCAGCGCAGCGCCAGCUACAUGGAGCUGCUCACCGAGCUGACCGCCGAGUUGCCGCCCACAAUUCUCGUGCACGGCGUCAGCACAGUGACCUCCACCACGCUGUAAGCGGGACAAGCCGGCGGGCAAGCGAAUAUUUUACGAGUGAUAGGAAUCCAGAGUGCAACCGGAUUGAACCAAUUGCGAGGGGCGGCUGAUAAGUGGAUAAAUCUUAAGAUCGUUGUGUGCGUUUCUGUGUGUGCUUCAAGCUUUAUUUAUAAUCAAGAAUAAUGCACGAGGGUGAGUCGAUUGAAUGUUCAUUUUCCGCCGUGAGAGUAACCGGAGUAUUGUCGACUUGCCCUCCAGUAACUAUUGCAUCUGUAGGUAACCAUUUGUUUUAGAUAAUUUAAUAUUUAUUCACACACACAAGCACGUUGAUGUCACGAGCCCGAAUCCCAACCAUAUUCAUAUCAGAUAAAUACAAUUUUAAGCGAAUCCAUGACCAUCUCCUGCGAUUGCUCCAUGAUAUCAUACUUUAAAGUUUCAACUCACCCAACCGAACCCACACCGAUAUUAACCUAUUUGUGAUUGAAUAUCAAUAUCUGCACUAGAAGACAGGCCGAACGGCGAAAGUAUUAGAUAACCGCUUAGAAGGCGGUUGUAAAACAAACAACUUCGUGGCGCACUUAGUUUUUAAACCAACUCUUGGCGGCCCACGGUUCCGACGGACGUUGAUGGAUUGUUUUUAGAGGAAUAUUGCGUGUGCUACUAUCCACGGAACUGUGACUAAGCCGUACAAUAUAAUAGUAAUCGUAGCGUUCAAUGUAAUCAGUUCUUUCCAAUAAUUUAAAUAAAGUUUUAGUGAUAUUUAUACACUCCUACUAA